AUAAUCAGCACACCUAUUGAUUAAUACUCUCCUUGGUUUUGGCCUCCAUUUGGGUCUUACUAGAACCAUCAGUGACAACAUUAUUGACUCUCAGACAACAGUUUAUGACUGAAUUAUUAUCCUGGUCAGUUAAUAUUAUGUGUCAUUUUUGAAAUACAACUCAUUUAGUCUCAUCAUCUGCCGAAGCACUUCGCGACUGUCGGUAUCGAUGCUGCUGCAUGGGGCUCAUUUGAGUCACAGGAUCCCCCCUCUUGGCCUGGGGCCUUUCUCUUUAUGUGACAUAUAUAAGCAUUAGUCUCAGUGUGGUAUGGGAUAGUGGACAGGAGGCUGAACACAGGAGAUCACCACGUCUCAAGCUUGAUGAUAAUACAUUUAGGACACCCAAGGUGAUUGUUGAUGGCAAAGAGGAGGCGAUGGAUGAUAGUACGAGUACCUGAGAGAGAAAGGGGAGGUUUGAAAAUGUUAAAAGUUUUUUUUUUGGAGGGAUUUUAAUGUUCAGGAUUAGAAAAAGUUUGUUAGUGAGACAUACGCUGCGUUGGACAGAGGAGGGUUAGUGGACAGAUUGGACACAGGAUGGAGCAGGACAAGAGAAAGAUCACGGAUCCAAUAAAGCCCAGUUAUAUAAAUUUAGGGGUUGUAUUUUUUUCCAUAAUGUGACCACAUCAUUGCCAAAUUACCUGAUUUUAUACAUCUUGGGUUAAAAACUGUCUUUGAGGAACAGAAUGUCCAGGACUUGCAGUGAGGUUCUCCUGCAGCCACAGCGCCCCCUGCUGGCAGUUCUUUUUAAAUCCUCUGCUCUGCAUUGGAUCUGCAGAUGAGUCAGCGACUGUGGCUGACAGACAUGCAUUUAUCCUCUCAUUUAUCAAGCUUUGUUUCAUCAUUUUCACAUCCCAAAAGCCCUAAACAUUGCUUUUUCGAAACAUGGAUCAGUUCCAUGGAUUAUUUGUCAAACUGGACCAGAACAAGGACGGCUUCGUAUCAGUGGCAGAACUCCACGAAGAGAUGAAGAAACAUGGGAUCAUUUCAGCAGAUGGGAAGGCCCAGAAGAUUAUCAGUUCUUAUGACAAAGAUAACGAUGGCCUGCUGGAUUAUAAAGAGUUUCUCAGCUACAUGAGGGACCGAGAGAAGAAGUGGAAAAUUCACUUUCAUGACCUUGAUAAGAACAACUGUGGGGUGAUUGGCCAGGACGACAUCAUAAGCUUGUUUAAGGAGUUAGGAGUGGUCAUUUCAAAGCCGAAUGCAAAUAAAAUUAUACAAAUGAUGGAUAAGGACAGCUCCAUGACGGUGGACUGGGAUGAGUUUCUGCACCACAUCAUCCUAAACCCCGUAGACGACAUCGGAGAGCUUGUUUCCUCCUGGAAACACAAACUGGUGUUUGAUGUGGGGGAGAGUCGAGCGACGCCCGUCGAGUUCCCUGACGACGGGUCUGGCUUUGGUGCUUGGAGGACCUUUGUCCUGGCAGCGGGUCUUGCUGACGCUGUGUCCAGAACCGCGACAGCUCCCAUAGACCGGCUGAAAACUCAGCUCCAGGUUCAAGGAUCCGGGGCUAUUUCCCGAGGCUUCCAGGAGCUGAAGGCCGGCGGUUUGCGCUCCAUGUGGCAGGGCAACGCCGUCAACGUCCUGAAAGGAACGCCACAGUCCACGCUGCAGUGUCUCAUCUACGCUCAGAUGAAGGUUUACACCCAAAACCGAAGUCAGGACACCCUGACGGUGCAGCAGCGUUUCGGUCUGGGCUGCAUCUCCGGAGCUGUCGCCCACGCCGUCUUUUACCCCUUAGAGGUAUCAGAAACCAGAGGCAGGUCUGAGCAGCUUCAGGAUUUCCGUCCUAAUCUGCGUUCUGGUUUGUUUUCAGCKGCUCUUUGCCUCCUCUCCUCUGCACCGCAGGUGUUGAAGGUGAGGCUGAACCUGCAGCAGGCCGGCACGUACCGCGGCGUGGUGGCGUGCGCCCACUCCGUUUACAAACACGAGGCUCUGUCGUCCUUUUACCGAGGCUUCAAACCCAGCAUCCUCUGCAUGAUUCCGUACGCAGGCGUGGAGUGUGCCGUUCAUCAGUCCAUUAUGAACUGGGCCAGGAACCAUCCCACCUACAGCACUGACUCCAAACUGUUUUUCUUCAGUUUUGUGGCAUUUGCCUGCGGACAGAUCAGUAGYUACCCUCUGGCGGUUAUCCGAACUCAGCAGCAAGCGCAGGCUUUCAGCUCUGAGUCCCGUCCAGCCUCAGGUGUGUUACCAGGACUUUCUGAGAUUUACGAGCGGAACGGAUUCAGAGGAUAUUAUAACGGCAUGGGAGCCAGCUUCGUCCGAGCRAUUCCAUGCGCGCUGAUAAACUACACUCUCACAAAACAAUUUGAAAAUUUGUUUUCUUCAAUCGCGUCUUAAAAAUGUCAAGRAUUCUGAAAAUACACUGAAGCAAGUCUGGCUUUUAUUUUUAUUUUGACCUUUACGUCUGUGAAAACCAACACAACGAUCUGAAAAUGCACAGUUGACUUAGAUGUGACAAAAUCCC
Messenger RNA from Austrofundulus limnaeus, 2506 nucleotides. RefSeq names its product solute carrier family 25 member 24, like (gene slc25a24l). Gene Ontology annotation, molecular function: calcium ion binding. NCBI's taxonomy places the organism in Eukaryota, Metazoa, Chordata, Actinopteri, Cyprinodontiformes, Rivulidae. Bases 922 to 2379 code for a protein of 485 amino acids. The record is from RefSeq and is a predicted model, not a curated record. The transcript has 9 exons. Gene Ontology annotation, biological process: transmembrane transport.